AGCAAGUGUCCAUCUCUGGUUUGUUUACGCACAAAGAGAUAACUGCACAAACGCCCCCUAAAAGGUUUUACGAUAAUUAUCACUGUUUUUAACGAGAACUACACACUGCACAUUGCACCAUGUCCAAGGAGCAUUGGAUGCGCGACCUGCCGCCCGAGCUGCGGGACAUGUCAAUCAUUAAUUUGGCCAUUCCAGGUUCACACAAUUCCAUGACCUACGGCAUAAACGGCAGCUCCCAACUGGCGCCAGAUGCGGAGCCAGCUAUCCGGCGCUGGUAUCGCUUCUUUCCGUGCUUUGUGCGCCGUUGGAGCAAGACGCAAUCCUCCAGCAUCGUAGAGCAACUGAAUCUGGGUGUGCGCUACUUUGAUUUGAGGAUAGCACAGAGGGACGAGAAGUUCUACUAUUGCCAUGCGCUGUUUGCCAUGGAAGUCUUCGAGCCGCUUAUGGAACUGCGUCGCUUCUUGGACAGCCAUCGGGAGGAAAUGGUUGUGCUGGAUAUGCAGCACUUCUAUGAGUUGACGCCGAACCACCAUCAGCAGCUGCACAAGGAAUUGAUACAAUUGUUUGGCCAUCGCCUGUACUCCACGGCAGAUGGCUCCCUGCUCGAUUGCACGCUGAAUCGCUGCGUGGAAAUGCAACGCCAGGUGGUGAUCAUAUACCGUAGAUGUCCCAUUCCGUUGCCGCUGCGCUUCUGGCCGAGCUUUGCCUGGCCCACUCCCUGGCCAAACAAGGCGAGCAUCAAGAAGUUGCAAUCGUUUCUCGAGGACUCAUUGCUCUCCCGCCAGCCGCAGCAGGGCUAUGUCUCCCAGUGCCUUCUCACACCGACGGGUCGUUACAUAGCCCUUCGUGUAUUCUUCUCUCUGAAGCGCACAGCCAGGCGGGUGGACAGGAAGCUGUAUCCCUGGAUUACGGAACAGACUCCAGGUCCCUUUGACCCAAAGGAGCAGCCGCGUGUAAAUGUAUUUCUCGCUGAUUUCGUAGAGCUUAAGGACGGACAGUUUUGCAAUUGGGUGAUGGAGUUGAACACCAAACUGGAGAUGGGGCCGGAGAUGGAGGAGGCAGCUAUUUGAUGCUAUUGCGUACAUGAAAAUGUUUUCCAUUGGGUGCUAUUAUUUUUUAUUUUUCAAUAAUCAAUAUACAAAAUAUAUUUAAAA
Drosophila obscura is the source of this 1154-nucleotide messenger RNA. RefSeq names its product PI-PLC X domain-containing protein 2. Bases 120 to 1070 code for a protein of 316 amino acids. Lineage: Eukaryota; Metazoa; Arthropoda; Insecta; Diptera; Drosophilidae. The transcript has 2 exons. The record is from RefSeq and is a predicted model, not a curated record. Gene Ontology annotation, molecular function: phosphoric diester hydrolase activity. Gene Ontology annotation, biological process: lipid metabolic process.